CUCAGGUACUCUCCCCAUCCGCGCCUCUACUGGCCAAUGCAGGUUGUUGGCUGAACGGGACGUGUAAUCUAGUGCAGAUGAGCCUCUAGUAACAAGUUGCUCGGCUCCCCCCGCUUGCUUGCUCCUGUGUUGCCAAGUCUAUUCAGCGGAAAAAAAGGAUUUAUCGAUACGUGAGACACGAGGAAUGGACUCUUUGAACCAACGCUUGCGCUGAUAGAGCGACUUCCAGAAUAACUUUGGGUGACUGAAUCAUUCUAAAUCCCGUGUCUUCUUUCUCGUUUUUGGAUAAAGGAGUUUGUUUCUAUUAUUAAGAUGACCGGGGAAACGCGAUUGGUGCUGUGGUAACGUUACAAGCCAUUAAUUGCCUUUGGGUAACGUUGCCGGCUAGGUUAUUACAUUCAUUUUACUGGAAGUUGAGUGUAUGAUGUACGUAGUUUGUAUUAAUUUGGAAUAAUGGGAAGUGUGUGACGUUAAGUGUCAGUCCUUAUCAUCAAGCGUCAAGAACUUUGCUAACUAGCAACUGUUAGCAACUUGCUAGCCAACUAUACUAGCUGACUGAUGCAUUUAGCUAGAAGUACAGCUUCCAUACCAGUUUAAAGGUUGAAGUAACUUUAUUUCAAUUACUAUUAAGUCGUUUGGCAGACACAAUAUUUGGUCUGGAACUCGUCAUUUUCAGUUGAGAUUAUUUGGUGUGUGAGUCAGCUCAAUUGGUUUCAACUUGCCUAAGGGAUUGAUGAGCUGCUGAGAGUGUGAUAACCUAUUGAGUUAAACAUGGCUCCUAAUGGAUUUAAGGGGGAGUAAGGCUGGAGAAAGCAGCUUGACUCGGCACUUGGUUAGCAGUAAGUCACAACAGAAAAGAGAUGGGGUACUUUACCCCCUCAAGCCGACAACAUGUUGCAUUUAAUUCUCUAUUUUAAGAGCAUUAAGGGUCUGGAUUGUGAACAGGUGUUAACACAGCAGUAACCAAAAGUAAAUGCUACAGCGUGUGUACUACGAGAGGAAAUACGUCCAGUUGCAGUUAGCUGGGAAAUAGGUUUUCCUGUCAUUUUGUGUAUCAGUGUGGAUGUUUAGCCAUUUUGAGAGUCUGAGCUGCCAUAAAAAAACAAUGGAAACCAUAGAACACAGGAUAGAGAAACAGUUUGUAGGCAGGGAUCCUAACCACUUGCGGGAACCUGAGAGAUACAGUUUGGACCAGAGAAAUGUCGAUGGAGAAGGAUGGAGGCUGGUGGAUGUGCUCCUCACUGGAGGGGCACCAUGGGGUUUUACCCUCAGGGGAGGCCAGGAACAUCACGAACCUCUUCUCAUAACUAAGGUAGAGGAGGGUAGCAAGGCAGCAGCUGUCAGGCUCCAGGUUGGAGACGAGCUGGUCAACAUCAACGACGUCCCCCUGAGCGGCUACCGGCAGGAGGCCAUCUGCCUUGUCAAGGGAUCCCACAAGACCCUCACGCUGGUGGUGAAAAGGAGGAAUGAACCUGUAAGCAGGCCUCACUCCUGGCAUUCAACCAAGUUCAACGAGGGCCAAUCGGAGACGUCCAAAGCACAGUCAACACCCUCGCCAGUCUGGCAAACAAGAUAUGAUGCAAGUUCAUCCUCAACGGAUCUCUCAUCUGGCUGGGACCAGACAAACCUGCGCCGAGUGUCUGACCAGUUCAGUUCUCUGGGCAGCAUGGACAGCCUAGAGCACGCGCCCCACCCUUACCCACCUGGGCGUCUGUCUCCAGGGAAGUCCAACAACAACAGCGUGGAGCACCUCGGAGGCGGCAAACGUGACUCAGCAUACAGCUCUUUUUCCACGAGCUCUGGCACACCAGAUUAUACCCUUUCUAACAGUAACGCAGCCUCCACUGAAAACAUGCUUUAUAAGGUCAACCAGUGGGAUUCGGGAAGUAGGCACACCAAUGGAAGGCAUAGUGUUGGUGAAGGGGUGCGGCAGGAUGAGCGUCCAGGCUACCUACAGUUGCCCUCGGGCACGGGAAGUGGCGAGCCACCCAGGACUGAGGAACAGUCAGGCUCCCGGCACUCAAGCUCGAGUCGAACCAACUUUGGACCUGUGUGGCACGUGCCAGACAAGAGGAAGACGUCAGCCCCUUCCCCUCCGCCACCUCCACCCCCAACCCGCAGCGAUAGCUUUGCUGUGACCAAGGUCCACGAGAAAGGAAUGGUAAUCGCUUACCCAGAAGCCCCGGGGGCUCAUGCACAAUUGAAGUCUCAAGGCAAAGGGUUAGACUAUCAAGGUAGCGAGAGGGGCUCGGAGGCUCGCCGUAGUUAUAUUCCAAGUAAAAAUGACAUUGUCAGUCCCUACAUUUCAGGAGAGGCCUACAGCCAGCCGCAGUUGAACUCCAACAAGACAUACUCUUUCUCCAGCACUGACGUACGAGUUGGUCUCCCGCCAGCUUAUUCCCACACGCCCUACCAUCAACGACAGUACAGUGAUGAGAGCACUUUACAUGCCCAGGCCAGGGCUGUGUCAGCACCCAGAACUAAGAACAUCAGUGGUUACUACAGCAGCAUGCAAGAGCUGCCCACCAACAACCACUCUCAGAUCUACAACCAGAACCAAGGAAAGACACCAAGCACUUCUUUAUCCUCAAAUGCCAUCGAUCAGAACGCAGACAGCGGAGGCCACAGCCGGUACUACUGUGUUACUUCUAGACAGCCACAGUCAGUAUCCCAGGCCUCCAUAGCAAAGAUGGAAGACUGGAAGGCUGGUUCUAGUCCAGAGAUGGCACAAGGUGGAGGGGAGAGGAAUUCUGUCAGUGCUCAAGGGGGGGUUAGUAAACCCAAGUAUCCUCCAACUCAGGUACUACAGUACAACCUAAACAGUAAUGGACAGUGCAAGCAAGGGGAGAACCAGUACUCUGCUAUCAGCCCUGCUAGUUCACUGGAAGUAUCAAAGGUAACACUAAAUGUUGAGCAGAGGUCAAGUCAGAGAAGGAACAGUGGGCCCGUUUCAGAGCCAUACUACAUGAGCUAUCCACCGAGUAAGCAAACUGAACAGAGGAGGACUUCUGGCGCUCCAGCGGCAAAGGAGCCUGCCCAGGAGCUUUGGCAGCCCCAGGGGCAGAUUAAGAUAUGCCCACAGAAAACGCCCAUGCUGCACUCCCUUUCCAAAGGAAACUCUGAGCAGGAUGAUGGAGCCCCAGGCAGUGGAGCUGAAGGAUCAAAGGAAGUUGUGGAGAUUGUCAAUGGCAAGCAGGUACGUCGCACUGAUCGGUUCGCCACCACACUGCGCAAUGAGAUCCAGAUGAAGAGGGCUCAGCUGCAGAAGAGCAGAAGUGCCGCUACCCUGAGUUCCACCGAGGAGGCCGAGGAGACGCCAGACCAUUCGCCAACCUCAGCCGAAGGGUCCUUCACAAGCUCUUAUAAAGACCAUCUGAAGGAGGCACAGGCCCGGGUCUUGAAGGCCACCUCGUUCAGAAGGAGAGACUUGGAGCCGGUAUUGCUUGAGCAUCCUGAGCCCCAGCUGCCAGGUCCUCCCACCACAACAGCCAUUAGUCGUAAAGAGGGAGCCUCCCUGCCCAGUGUCUCCGAAGUCCUGCAGACAAAACCUGCGUCCGCUGGUGGCCAGGUGUCCCGCAUCGGGUCACGGAAGCGCAUUCCUGCAGACAAGAAGGUGCGAUCGUUCUCCGAGCCGGAUAAGAUUCACGAGGUCGGAGUUGAUGAGGACCCCCCAUGCCCCCCAGACAGUGCUGUGUCCUCAGCAGGGCGGCGCAAGCUCUACGAAGCCACAGGAAAGCCAGCCUUUCCCAAACCACUUCCUAAGCAGCCACAGCAACAUGCCUCCGAUGACCGCAGGGUGACCAGGCCUGGUGGUGGAAUGCCACAGCCAGGGCAGACCGAGGAUGUCACAGAGAGAAAGCGUUCUGGAACUCCUCCGCAGGGCAGUUCCAUGGAGGGCCAAGAUGGCCUCAGCUCAGUGCAGGGGCUGGAGAACCAGAGGUUGGGCACGUUUGCAGAAUAUGAAGCCACAUGGAACAUCCAGAGGAAACCCCCGGAGUCAAAGCCCACAGGAAGGUAUCACUCUGCAGAUAACAUCUUGGACCCAGCUGUGGAGGAGAGAAGUAAACCACCAUGUGUUCACGAGAGGUCCAGGUCCUCCCCCUCUGCUGACUUCUAUGGCCAGAACAUCCCAGUGCGAGGACGGAAAUCAGCCGAGUACGCGCACACAGAGAGCAAGCUCUCCGAGCUACAGAGGUCUGGUACAAGGUUGUCUGGCAGAGGACCUAGCGAGUUGCGCGUAAAACCGAAGCCUGUAGAACCCGACCAGUUCCCAGACCUGCCCCCUCCUCCUCUACCACCUCUUCCACCUCCUCCUCCCCCAGCACCUUUGGAGAACCUCGACUCCCCAGCGUGGGACGCCCCUCUCCCUCCUCCCCCUAGUCCUCCUCCAGCCACGCUCCUCCCCGACCCAGUCGACCCUGCUCCACCUCACCUGCACCUGCACCCGCAACCCUAUCCCCAAACCCUCUGGAAGAGACAAGUGCUGCCCCGCCCGGACAGGUACCAGCAUCCAGACACUGCACCCUCCCUCCCCGACCCACCCCCCACCCCCCUCCCCUUUUCCGGCUUUCAGGGCGGAGUCCUGCAUUUCCACUCCCCCAACACCGAAGCUGACCCCGCCCUCUGUCCACACAGGGAUCUGGAGAUACUGAAGAAGGAGGAAGAGGAGGAGGAGGAGGAGGAGAAGAAAGAGGAGGCGGAGAAGAAAAAGGAGGAGGAAAAGCUGGAGCUGAAGCCGGAGCCUGCGCUGCCCCCGCCCCCGCAGCAGCCCUCGCACGGGGCCCCGGCGCUGGCCAAGCCCACCAUGGAGGGCCAGCGCUCACCCUCGCCCCAGUUCUCUCCCCAGAGGCUGACCGACAAGCCCCCCGUCUCCCUGCAGGAUGAAGCCCCUGAAAGGAUGGAGAGGGUGAGUGAGGACAACAGCGCUGCCAGAAAAGUGCCCAUCAAGAUCGUCCAUGCCGAGAGCGACACGGAGAAGGAGAGCAGGCAGUACCUCCACCCUCACAACGUAGCUGGUGGUGGUGGUGGGGCCAGCGGGACAGGCAGAGAGGCCCCUCAAGCUCCCUUGGGCCCUGGAGCCACUCACCUGACCAGCCUGUCCGGCCCCGAGCAGUCGUACUCCGUCUUCAGUGCCUACUCACGACAGCAGAGGGACCACGGCCCAGAGCCCAGGUCUGCCGCCGACAUGGGGGCCCAGAGGGAGCCGUCUGAGCCCAGGAGAGACCCGCACAAGGGCCCCCAGGCCGAGCACAGGCCCUCGGAGGCCCCAGCAGCACCGCCGACAGAUGCCCCCCACCACGCCCCUCACCCCAGCAGCAACGGGGUCCCAGCAAUGUCCAUCAGCACCCGGCUGCGGUCAGCGGAGGACGAGAAGAGGGAUGAGCUGGCGAGGGACAUCAUCGACAAGGACAAGUCCCUGGCUGACAUCCUGGACCAGAGCAAGAUGAAGACCACUAUGGACCUGAUGGAGGGGCUCUUCCCCCAGGGCGACCAGCUGCUGGAGGGGGCCCUCCAGCGGAGGAAGGCGGCCCCCAAGCAGGCCUCGCCCCGGAGCUCGGAGGAAAGGAAAGCGGAGGAGAGCACCAUGGCAGGCGCCGUUGCCCUGGCGACCAGUUCCACCUACUACAGCACGUCCGCUCCCAAGGCAGAGCUCCUUAUCAAGAUGAAGGACAUGCAGCAGGAAAGUGAAGAGCAGGAGGAUUCAGAGGAGGAGCUUGACCACGAACUGGCCAAUAAGAAGCAAGAGCUGAUCGACAGCCUGAGCCGCAAGCUGCAGGUGCUGCGGGAGGCGCGCGAGAGCCUGCAAGAGGACGUGGAGGAGAACAACGCGCUGGGCCAGGAGGUGGAGGUCACCGUGCAGCAGGUGUGCAAGCCCAACGAGCUGGACAAGUUCCGUAUGUUCGUGGGCGACCUGGACAAGGUGGUGAGCCUGCUGCUGUCGCUCUCUGGGCGGCUGGCACGCGUGGAGAACGCCCUCAACAGCCUGGAGGAGGACGCCUCACCUGAGGAGAGGCGGAUCCUGACGGACAAGCGCAAGCUGCUGAUCCGACAGCACGAGGACGCCAAGGAGCUGAAGGAGAACCUGGACCGCCGUGAGCGUGUGGUCUACGACAUCCUGGCCAGCUACCUGGACGAGGAGAGCCUGGCGGACUAUGAGCACUUUGUCAAGAUGAAGUCGGCGCUCAUCAUCGAGCAGCGCAAGCUAGAGGACAAGAUCAAGUUGGGCGACGAGCAGCUCAAAUGUCUGAUGGACAGCCUGCCGCUGGACCAGAGGCUGCCCAUCUGAGGAGACCUCUAGACAGGAGCCGCAUUCGAAAUGUUCACUUAUUCACUCACUCACUCCCUAUAGUGAAUGAGUGAACAUUUUGCAUUUCGACCACAGCUUGUGUGUCCGACAUUCCAUCCAGACCUCCGUCUGGACUACUUCCUGUCCUCCUCUGUGACCCCCACCCCAUCUUGACUGGGCUCAGCCCUUUCAAUCUAUACCAGACAUGGUCUGAUGUUGUUCAGACGCCACUGAGUGCUUAACUGACUCUGCUCCCUGACCACAGUUUGACCCCCGCACCAACCACUGUGUAGCUCAUCUUAUUUGUCUGGGCAGAGGAAAGAACUGCCAUAUCUUACAAAGAAACAGCCCUUAGCCACAGCUCCCUCUCUGAACUGAAUAGAACUGAACUGAGCUGUCUGGGUUGAGACAUUUUGCACCUUUAGGGCACUUCGGCAGACAGUGCUCCUGACCACAGAAGAACUACACUCUUGACAAACCACUGCUCGGCUUCUCACAAAAUAUAAGUAGCUUUCUGACCACUAGAGGGCAAUGUUGAGAUGGGCUUACGCGUCUGACUGACCACAUGUUACAUUGUUAAAGCUGUGUGUCUACAUGUCUGUCACACAAACGCAUACACAGACACUAAGACACACACACACACACACACACACACACACACAUCUGAGAAAGUGAACUAAGGUCAUUUCAGUGAGUUUCAGGGCCCACGGUUCUCUUUUUUUCAGAUUCAUCAUGAUGUUCAAUGUCGCUCUCACACUCAGUAAUCUUAUUCAGGGACACCACUGAAGCCUGAUGGUUUUUCAACAGGGCAGCACAUCUCCAAAAAACAACCCAAGACUCUUAGAUGGUGCAUUAUUUCAUACCACAUUGUUCUGUCUUUUUGUGUCACAUCACAACGCAAAAUAAAAUGAAAUCCAUGUUUUUUUUAGUAAUUUAUUGUAGCCCUUUUAAACUUGUACAUAAAUUAGAGUAGGCUACAGUAGUCCUUUUUCCCCCACACACCUGAUUUUAGCCAGGCCAAACGUAUCACAUCGGUCAAUCACUUUUGAGUAGCUGCUUAUCUCUAACAUUGCAUUAACUCUUACUGUAAUUGCUACAUUGCUACGUAACCUGAGACUUGCCUAAAACCGUUCCAUGUUACUCCAUUGUGGAUUCAAUACUUGUCUAUAAAAUACCAGCUGCCUUUCGCUCUGUU
This is a messenger RNA of Alosa sapidissima (American shad), 7481 nucleotides long. It is a transcript of the gene shroom2a, whose product is annotated as shroom family member 2a. The transcript has 10 exons. Gene Ontology annotation, biological process: actin filament organization. Gene Ontology annotation, cellular component: cortical actin cytoskeleton; apical plasma membrane; adherens junction. Gene Ontology annotation, molecular function: actin filament binding. NCBI's taxonomy places the organism in Eukaryota, Metazoa, Chordata, Actinopteri, Clupeiformes, Clupeidae. The coding region runs from base 1064 to 6286 and encodes 1740 amino acids. The record is from RefSeq and is a predicted model, not a curated record.